AUGUGGUUUACGCAUCCUGAUUUUUUGAGAAUGGUUGAGACUUCUUGGAAUGCUCCGGUGUAUGGUAAUCCGGAUUUUAUUUUUCCUUUCAAGCUGAAGAGAUUGAAGGUAGCUAUGAAGUUGUGGAAUCAACGGGUGUUUGGUAAUGUGAAUGCAAGACUCAAACAGGCUCAAUUGAAGUUAGAAGUGGCUAGUAGGAAUUCGGAUGAGGACCCUUUUGACAUUUCUAAGCAGAAUGAGAUGAAGGAUGCGCUUGUGGCCGUUCAGGAGGUGCGUAUGCAACAGCAUAUUAUGUUGAAGCAAAAAUCUCGCAACAAAUGGAUCUUGGAGGGUUCUAGCAAUACUUCAUAUUUCCAUAGUUCUAUUAAUACUCGUAGAAGUGUCAAUACAAGUUCGGAGUUGGUGACAGAUGAUGGGUCCCUUAUCAUUGAUCCGGACCAAUUAAGAGACCAUGUUGUUUCUUAUUAUGUGAGUAAAUUUAAUGGAGUAGAUACGCAGAUUGAUGAUAGUUUGUUUGAGUAUGAACAUAAUUUUAUUUCUCUUGAGGAAAGACAUAUGUUGGAUUCUAUUCCUUCUUUGGAAGAUAUUAAGGUGGCGGUGUUUGAUUUGGGUGCGAAUAGUGCUCCAGGUCUGGAUGGUUUCUCGGGGUGUUUUUAUAGACAUUGUUGGGAUUUAAUUCAUCAAGACCUAGCUAAGGCUAUUAUUUUUUGCUGGAACAACAAAACUAUUCUUAAUGGGGCUAAUUCUAGUCUCAUUCUUUUUCUUGCUAAGGGUAAUAUGAUGAGUCUAACAAACUUAGUGAAGCUCCUGGGUGAUUAUCAACAAGCUUCUGGUCAGCAAGUUUGCAGGGAGAAGAGCAAAAUUUAUUUUGGAGGUGGGUCUUUGCAUAGGAGACAAUCUAUUGUAGACUUCUUAGGCAUGGGAGUGAAUUAUUUCCCGGAUAGAUAUUUGGGGGUUAAGGUGAUGCCUGGAGUGGUGAAGUAUAGUCAUAUUAGUAACGUGGUGGAUAAACUGAAGGACCAUCUUUCAGUUUACAAAGGUAAGAUGCUUUCCUUUCAGGAUCGCGUGGUUCUUGUUAAACUGUCCUUUCAAAGAGCUUUUGUGGUUGGUUAUGACAAGAUCUGCAGUCCGGUGCGGGAAAAGGGCCUUGGGCUUACUAGCCUAAGCAACAUGAACAAGGCACUGAUUAUGAAGUUGUGGUGGAGUAUUAAAGCUUCUAUGAAGAAAUGGGCUAGAUUUUUGGAAUCGAAAUUCACUUGUAGAGAUGGUCGGCUGAAGUUGGCUGGAGUUAAAUCUUCAAUUCUUCCCGGGAUUCGUUGGGUGCACACUGAAGUUAUGCGCACUAAUAAAUCUUUAAUUGGUGACGGUAGAGCAACUUCACUAUUUUAUGAUGUAUGGUAUGGGUCUGAAACUUUGGCAGAUGUUUUGCAACAACCCGACCUUGACAGAAAUGCAAGGGUUAGCGAUAUCAUUGUGCAGGAUCAAUGGCAGCUGGAAGGAUUUCAUAUGCACGACCUCGUCAGUGCUGGUGUGGAUCUGGAGAGCUUGCCAAGGAGGCACACAGGCAGUGAUAGGAAGAUAUGGAUGCCGGACCUUAAAGGUUUAUUCUAUGUUAAGUCUGCAAGGGAGCUGGUGAGGAUGAGAUAUUCGGUGUUGGAGGAAGCAAAUCUGUUAUGGAAGAGUGUUGUGCACCCUUCUUUGGCAGCGCAAAAUUGGAAGUUUGUCAGGGGAGCUUGUGCAACUCUGGAUAAAGUAAAGAGCAGGUUCAAGAUAGCUCUUACGUCGAGGUGCAAUGUGUGCCAGAUUGAGGAGGAGUCUUUGGAACAUGUUCAUUGGAGCUGUAGUGCUGCGAAUCGGGCUUGGCAAUGGCUGGCAGGUAUUUUCCAUAUUAUUCCUCAUUUUAACUUGCUUUCUGCUAACAAGGAAGCGAAAGGGCGUAGCAGAAUGGUUAAAGACCUGUGGUUAGUCUCAAUCUUGGUGCUGCGUUCGGAGCUAUGGUACCAAAGGAAUAAGAUGGUCUAUGAAAAGAAGAAGCCUUGCUGGACUUUCUUCAAAAAACGUGUGUUUAACCUCAUUCAUGAGUAUUCCGCUAGAAUGACAGGAUGUAUGUUCAACAAGGUAGAAGAUCUUGAGAUUCUGAAUUUUUUCAGAGCUAAAUGUCAUAGGGUGAAGAUGUUAGAGCCUGUUGAGUGUUUUUGGCAACCUCCUAUGCACAAUCAGCUCUUGCUGUGCUGUGACGGUGCCUCUAGAGGCAAUCCAGGGGUGGCGGGAGCUGGUGUGGUGGCGAUAAAUUCUGCUUGUGAAGUGGUUGGGGCGAUGUGUGUUGGUCUUGGAAUUAUUUCCAAUUAUAUGGCGGAGUUGUAUAGCAUUCUGAUUGGUUUAGAAUGGGCAGUUCAAUGGGGAUACCGGGAUGUUCUAGUGCGGACUAAUUCAUCAAGUGUCAUAACAGCUUUGGAAGGGGAUUCUAUUCCUUGGUUUGCUAGACAGAGAUGGUAUGAUGUAAAGGGCAUGUUUGAUUCUAUAAAUUUUGUGCACACGUACUGUGAAGCCAAUUUCGCAGCUGACAAGAUGGAGAAGACUGGUUGCUUAUUAGAUAAUGGAGUGAGACUCACUUUUGUUGGUCGUCCUGAUUUCUCAUGUACUAUCUUGUAA
Molecule: messenger RNA, 2652 nt
Organism: Papaver somniferum (opium poppy)
Lineage: Eukaryota; Viridiplantae; Streptophyta; Magnoliopsida; Ranunculales; Papaveraceae
Exons: 3
Coding region: 1-2652 (883 amino acids)
Molecular function (GO): nucleic acid binding; RNA-DNA hybrid ribonuclease activity
Source: RefSeq, a predicted model, not a curated record